Molecule: messenger RNA, 510 nt
Organism: Papaver somniferum (opium poppy)
Lineage: Eukaryota; Viridiplantae; Streptophyta; Magnoliopsida; Ranunculales; Papaveraceae
Product: protein GrpE-like
Exons: 3
Coding region: 1-510 (169 amino acids)
Biological process (GO): protein folding
Cellular component (GO): chloroplast
Molecular function (GO): protein homodimerization activity; protein-folding chaperone binding; adenyl-nucleotide exchange factor activity
Source: RefSeq, a predicted model, not a curated record
AUGACUAACGAUAAGCAGUUUGUUCGUUUCUGCUCUUCUGCAAACUACUUGGGUCAAAAGUUAGAUAAAAUGUUUAACUAUAUCUUUGCUUUUGGUUGUUGGAGGUGUAGAAUGACUUCUGUAAUUUUAGUUCCACCAAGAACUGUUUAUGUUGAGUCAAAGAAGGAGAGAGCCAAGCAACAAUGCAUACCAGAAACAGAGAAGGAAGAAAAGCUUGUUACCAGUUAUCAAGGCAUAUACAAGCAAUUUGUGGAAACCAUGAGAAGUUUGAAUGUCGCUGUUAUUGGAACAGUUGGAAAGCCAUUUGAUCCCUCUUUUCGUGAGGCCAUUACACGUGAAGAAUCGCAACAAUUCAGGGAAGCAAUUAUAAUUCAAGAAGUUCACCGUGGGUUUCCACCUCAUGGAGAUCUAGUUUUACAACCAGCCAAGGUUAAAGUCAAACCGACGACUACAGCUGAGGAAUCUAGCAAAACUGUAACAGCUGGGCUAGAUGAAAGUUCAAACGGGUAA